UACUUGGGAUUUCGGCGUGAAUACACACAAUUUAGUACAAAUUGUAUAAGAAAAUAGCCGACUCUACACUAUUUUGCUUGCUUGUUUGGAGCGAAGGAAAAAAAAAAAAAAGAAUUUUACUUAAUAAAAAAAAAAAAGAGAAGAAUAAGAGGAAAAUUUUUGUGUGAAAAUAAUUUUUAAUCCAGAAAGCUCACAAAACCAAGAAAAGCAAAAAAUAAUUUAAAUUUUAAUUAAAUUAUUAGAAAAUUUCAAUUUUGUAUAGAAAAUAAAAGUAUAUUUUGAUAUCAGAAAAAUAUAAAAGUAAAAAAAAAAUUAAAAGAAAAAAAUUACUUAUAGAAAAAGAAGAAAAGCAAAAAUAUUUUGUAUUAAAAAAAAAAAUCAAAGUAAACCAGUGAGUUGAAAAAAAUUUUUUUUGUCAUUUUCUAAAAAUUUCAAUUUUAAAAGGCAAAAUAUUUAAAAAAAAAGUCUUUAAAACAAGAAGUUUAAAUUAAAAAGAUUUUUUGAUAUCAAAAAAAGGAAAAAUAAUUUUAUGUAAAAAAGAAACACGUUGAAAUAAAAUAUUCCGGCAUCCAUUCCUGUGUGUGGACCAGCAAAAUAGAAGAAAAAAGAAUAAAAAGAAUUCCUGAAUAGAAAAAAAAUAUUAAUUGUUUUUUUUUCUGAACUUAAGAAAAAAGGAGGCAUUUUUUGAAGAAGCAUCCAUUGUAUAAAAAAAAAAAAUUUGAAUAGGUGACUAAUAUUUCUAUAAGAAAAAAUUCAUCCAAAGAAAUUUUAGCUGAUUUGGCUUGUGGCCGGCUUUGUAAAGGAAAUACACAAGAGGAUUACGUACCCAUAUUACAAAAUUUUUAAUUUCUUUUUUAUAUUCUAAGAUACCAAAAAGUCACCCUCAGUCAAAAGAAAAAUGUCUGAUCGUAAAGCAGUUAUUAAAAAUGCUGAUAUGAGCGAAGAAAUGCAGCAGGAUGCUGUUGAUUGUGCGACACAAGCAUUGGAAAAAUAUAACAUAGAAAAGGAUAUUGCUGCAUACAUCAAAAAAGAAUUUGAUAAAAAAUAUAAUCCAACAUGGCAUUGCAUUGUUGGACGAAAUUUUGGUUCAUAUGUAACACAUGAGACUCGUCAUUUUAUCUACUUUUAUUUAGGUCAAGUGGCAAUCUUACUUUUUAAGAGCGGUUAAAUAAAACAUACAACAAAUUACAAAAUAAAAAAUAUAUAUAUAUAUAAAAAUAAAAAAUUAAAAUAAAAAAAAAACACAAAAAAAAAUGUAUAUCUUUAAUAAAAUAAAAUAAUAUAAUAUGACGUAAUAUAUAGUUUAUACUAUAUACAUAUAUAUAUUAAUAAAAAUAUAAUAAAAUAUAUAAAUAUAUUACAUAAAUUUAUUAUAAAAUAUUUGUAAAAUGAAAUAAAUCCAAAACUUCAAAUUAAAAAAAAAACAAAAACAAAAUGGAAAUGCAAAACCGAUUCAACUUACAAAUCUAAAUUAUAUAUAAAAAAAUGAAAAUAAAUUAAAUAAAUUAAAUUAUAAUUAUAAUAAAUGAAAAUUAAAAAAAAAGCAUACAAAAAAAAAAUAAAUAUUGAAAAAAAAAUUAAAGAAAAACAAAAAAAAAACACAAAUUAAUUUCAGUUUAAAAAAAAAUUAAAGAAGACGAAAAAAUAUAAAAGAGAAACAAAAUACAAAGAUUAUAAAAAUAAAUUACAAAAAAAAAAAAUAAAUAAAUAUGAUUAUGUAUAAUGAAUUACAGAAAAGAGAAUGAAAUAUAAUUGUGUAAAUGUUUUUACUUUUAAGAUAUUUUUAUGCUCUAUAUGAUUUUUUUUUUCUUUUUUUGAUUUUUGUCCACCUUCCUGAAAUAAAAAUAAAAAUAUUAUAAAAAUAAAUAAUGUAUUUUAAAAACUUAUAAAAAUACAUACAUAUAUUAUAUAUAUAUAUAUAUAUAUAUACAUAUACGUUACAUACAGACACAAUAGCAUUGUAUAACUUAUUACACAUACCACAAACACAAAUAUUCAAUUUCAAAUUCUUAUUAUUUUCUUUAUAUAAUAUCGUAUAUCGUAAUUUUAAAGUUAUAAAUUCUGAUUUAUUUUUUUUAUUAUUAAUUUAAUUAUAUAAUGAAUUAGAGAUAUAAUUUUGUCUUAACCUAAAUUACAUAUAUGAAAAUUUCAUUCUAAAAAAUAAUUUUUUAAUUUCCAGUUUUUAUUUUCGCAAUACACAAAUUACAAACCAUAACAAAAAGUUAAAAUUAAAAUAAAACAAAAAAAAAAAAAAUGCGCAAGAAAUCCAAUGCAAAAAUAAAAUCAAAUAACACAUUUAAAAAAAAAAACAAAAAUUUCACUUUAAUUUUUCAUAUAUUUAAAAAUUAAAAAGAAAAUAUAUUAAAGCCUCUCCUACCCCCCUGCCCUGUUCAAGAAUUUUAUAUAAUUUACUAAAUUACUUUA
Messenger RNA from Condylostylus longicornis, 2424 nucleotides. RefSeq names its product dynein light chain 1, cytoplasmic. The transcript is spliced from 3 exons. Gene Ontology annotation, biological process: microtubule-based process; cilium assembly. Lineage: Eukaryota; Metazoa; Arthropoda; Insecta; Diptera; Dolichopodidae. Gene Ontology annotation, cellular component: cytoplasmic dynein complex. The record is from RefSeq and is a predicted model, not a curated record. The coding region runs from base 899 to 1168 and encodes 89 amino acids. Gene Ontology annotation, molecular function: dynein intermediate chain binding; dynein light intermediate chain binding.